Messenger RNA from Plenodomus lingam JN3, 1554 nucleotides. RefSeq lists its product as uncharacterized. Lineage: Eukaryota; Fungi; Ascomycota; Dothideomycetes; Pleosporales; Leptosphaeriaceae. Gene Ontology annotation, cellular component: cytoplasm. Gene Ontology annotation, biological process: purine nucleobase catabolic process. The record is from RefSeq and is a predicted model, not a curated record. Gene Ontology annotation, molecular function: allantoinase activity.
AUGUCUCCUCAUGCAACGACACCGCCUCGUAUGCCACACAGCCAACCGGCUCAUCCCAUCACAGUCUUUGCAUCCUCGAGGGCGGUAAUCGCUGGUCGAUUGACUGAGGCUACUAUCGUUGUUUCAACUGUUACAGGGAAGAUCACAUCCAUCUUUCAUUCCGUAGUUCCGGCGUCAGACUUCCCCGAGGGUACAGCAUAUACAGAUUACUCCCCAAACAUCCUACUUCCUGGUUUGGUAGAUGCUCAUGUACACCUCAACGAGCCUGGUCGUACGGAAUGGGAAGGUUUUUGGACUGGUACCCGAGCUGCUGCAUUCGGAGGUGUUACUACAGUCAUUGACAUGCCACUCAAUGCCAUACCGCCAACCACAACUGUGGAGAACCUUAACAUCAAAGUCGAAGCUGCCAAAGGAAAAUGCUGGGUCGACGUUGGCUUCUACGGCGGCAUCAUUCCCGGUAAUGACAAAGACCUCAAAGACUUGGUUAGUGCGGGUGUACGGGGCUUCAAAGGCUUCUUGUGCGACAGUGGUGUCGAAGAGUUCCCGGCCGUAUCAUCGCUAGACAUCCAGAAGGCUCUAAUCGAGCUCAAAGACUCGAAAACAACGCUCAUGUUCCACGCUGAAAUGAUCCCACCAAUCACCGAUUCCGUAGGCGAUGAUAUUCAGUGCUCCCUGCCUCCUCUCGCCCCAAAAGGUCCCCUAACCUCUUACUUCACCUUCCUUGAAAGCCGACCCCCAGUGUUCGAAACCUGCGCCGUAGCAGAGAUUCUUUCUCUAGCCCACCUAGCCCCCGAGCUCCAACUCCACAUUGUGCACCUCUCCGCCAUCGAAGCUAUCCCCAUGAUCCGCGAAGCACGUGCCAAAGGUGUCAAAAUCACGGCGGAGACAUGUUUCCACUACCUCGCCCUUGCGGCCGAAGGCAUCCAAGAAGGCGACACAAGACACAAGUGCUGUCCCCCCAUCCGCUCGCAAUCAAACCAAGACGGCCUCUGGGAGGAGCUCCUUCAGGACCUGGCUGAUGGUGUCAUCAAGACUGUAGUCUCUGAUCAUUCACCCUGCACACCGGAAAUCAAACUUCUACCUCCCCACCUGGUGCCCGAGAACUGCGACUCCAGCGCCAGCUCAGAGGGCAAGACGGAAGAUGAAAAGGAAAAAGGAGACUUCUUUAGCGCCUGGGGUGGUAUUUCCAGCGUCGGUCUCGGCCUACCCAUCCUAUGGACCGAGGGAACAAAACGCGAUGCAAACUUCAGCAUCGAAGAAGUCGUGCGCUGGUGUUGCAAGAAUACCGCACUGCAGGUUGGAUUGGAGAAGAGCAAAGGGGACCUCGGGGUAGGAUUUGAUGCCGACAUUGUUGUUUUCGACGAUUCUGCAACCUUCCUGGUCGAGCCGAGCACAAUGCUCUUCCGCAAUAAAGUCUCGCCGUAUGAGAAUAAGACGCUCAAGGGUGUUGUCCGUGAGACUUGGUUGAGAGGUCGGCGUAUCUUUUCAAGGGAAGAUGGGUUUAUGGAGAAGAUGGGGCCGAUGGGUAAACAGCUACUUGAACCAAGGGUAUAA